AAUAGAUGUAGUACGGCUCAGUGACAGUCACUGACUCAACAUGUGAAACAAAACCACCUAAACUUUUUGAAGCUCUAAAUCCCAGACGAACUGAAACCAGAACAAAUUGAUCGAAAGUUACUUAGAUCGAGAGCUCGAGUUUCCGAACAAAAUGGGUUUCACCAUGGGCUUGAAUUUGGUUCUUCUUCUCGCCAUGGUGGCCACCAACAUUCUCUCUCUCUACCACCUCUCCUCCACUUCUCUUCUCUCUUCUCCAAAGCCUCCAACUCCCCAACAAGUCCCUGAUCAGCUUCUCCAUCAACUCCAAACAAUACGCGCCACUAUUAACCACCUCACGCGCCACCAACCUCCUCCCACCACCACCACCUCAACCUCUGCCUCCACCAUUCCCCAAGAUCUCCUUCUCUACUCUCGCCUCUCCCCCAUUGCUUCCUCUUGUCACAACCACCCUGACCUUAUUCAUCAGUACAUGAGCUACACUCCCUUCACUUUGUGCCCGCUUGACACCCAGCUUCAAGAGACUCUUAUUCUCCGCGGCUGCCACCCGCUGCCUCGCCGCCGCUGUUUCUCGAGGACCCCACCUAAACCCUCCUCUUCCUUGGCGUUAAACCCUUUUGGCCCUCUUCUUGACUCUAAUGUUAUUUGGACUAAUUACAAUUGUAAAAGCUUUUCUUGUCUUGUGAAACAAAAUCCCAAUCUUGGGUUUGAUCCCGCUAGUGAAAAAAGCUCAUCCUUUUUAAAUUUCAAAACUGAGCUGGAUCUCCCAGUUCCACAGUUGUUUCAGAUAGCUAAAGCUGCAAACUUUGUUAUAAGACUCGGGGUUGAUGUGGGUGGUGCUACUGGCUCUUUUGCAGCAAGAAUGAAGCUUUAUAAUGUUACUGUGCUUACCACAACUAUGAAUCUCGGUGCACCCUAUAGUGAGGCUGUGGCUUUAAGAGGGCUUGUGCCUCUGCACGUGCCGUUGCAGCAGCGGCUACCUAUUUUUGAUGGGGUGGUGGAUCUUGUGAGAUGUGGGCACGCGGUGAAUAGGUGGAUACCUUUGACAAUGAUGGAUUUUUUGUUUUAUGAUGUCGAUAGAGUGCUGAGGGCCGGUGGGUACCUAUGGCUGGAUCGGUUUUUCAGUAAAGAAGUGGAUCUUGAGAAGGUUUAUGGACCGUUGAUUGGGAAAUUGGGUUACAAGAAGGUGAAGUGGGCAACUGCUACAAAGAAUGCCAAGACUGGAGAUGUUUACUUGACUGCUCUUUUGCAGAAGCCUGUUUCAAAGUGACAAUCAAGCAAUGGAGUUUGAGUGAAUCUGUGAAUUUAAUGCCUGCACAUUAUCGAAGAAACUUAGAUCUUUCUUUUUUACUGGAUUGUGCUGUGCUAAGAGUAUUUCAGCAGGGCAGGACUUCGAUUCAUGUUUUAGAAAACAUGAAUAUUGUAGUUGUCAAACCUCAGGUAAAGGUUGUAGCUCUUAAACUUGGUUGGCCACUUUGAGCUGGGAUGAACCACGGUUAAACUGGCCCAAAUCCAGUGGUUCACAGUUCAACUGGAAAUUUACCUAAGUGCCAACCGUUUCAUGGCGUGAGCAACACCAUCAGGCCACGCUGAAUGUUUUGACUGUAAAAUAAGAUAUUUUUAUUUGUUAGGACUUAAACCUAGUACUUCAUCAAUUAAAAUGGUUUGCGUGUGCCAUCAGACUAAAUUUGUUUUCAUUGUUUGUGCAAAUGUAUUCUAGGUUUUAUAUAUAAUGAUUAAAUAGUCAAAAUUGUUUUGAAUAUGAUUUUUAAUUUUUAUCUAAUUAGUACAUUGGUCUUACUGCCAGUUGACAUAGACCAGCCCAUCAUGGGGUCAAUGCCUGGUUUGGAUUUGAAAAACAUUGAUAAGGGGCUGGGCAACAUCAUACUAGCUGGUGGUGUUUAGGUUCAAAUUUUUAGGAAUGACAAACAAACCUUAUGUUAGGAAGAACAAAUACGAACAAUGCAAAUUAAAUUUCUUUUCCCUACUAAUCAACACAACACAAUUAUCAUGAUCAAUAGCUAAAAAAUCUAAGAAUAUAAACAAUAUAAAAAAAACAUCUUUGAAAAUUGAGACCUUAACUUAAACGGAAAACCAAAAGUGGAAAAUGCCAGAGGGAUCUAAAUCCAAUAUCAAUAUAUUUGUUGAUAUUAAUGUGUAAAAGCUAAGGUUUUUCUAGUUUAAUAUCAUAGGCUCAUCAAUCAA
Mangifera indica (mango) is the source of this 2202-nucleotide messenger RNA. RefSeq names its product probable methyltransferase At1g29790. NCBI's taxonomy places the organism in Eukaryota, Viridiplantae, Streptophyta, Magnoliopsida, Sapindales, Anacardiaceae. The transcript has 2 exons. The record is from RefSeq and is a predicted model, not a curated record. Bases 152 to 1267 code for a protein of 371 amino acids.